GGAAGUUUUGCAUCAGACAGCCCAGCGGGGGGCAGGUUUUUCUGCAAGUCAAGAAAGUCGUAGAAGAAGUAGGGCAGGCCGAGGAGAUUGAAAGGGCAAAACUAUCAAGCGAGAAAAACCGUUAAGUUCUGAUUCGCUUUGCGACGCCGCCUUCAUGCCUCAGGAACUCGGUUGAUUCCCGGUAUCUGUUACACCAUUCGCUGGCAGCGGCCGUUCAGCACUGGUGACCUCCAAGCCAACACUCCACAAAUUAUUAUCUCUGGACUCCCAGCUGACACGCUGCCGGAGGCAAGAGCUACGAAGUCAACUGGAAUUGUGCCUUUUCUCUUGUCAAGGUUUUUUUCUUACACAGGAAAAAGGAAGAAAAAAAAGAGAUGAAGCUGGGCAAAGUGGAGAUGUGCCAUUUUCUACAGCUGAUAGCUCUUUUCCUGUGUUUUUCUGGGACGAGUCAAGCCGAGCUUCCAAGGUCUAGAUCCCAGCCCUUCUUCCAGUCAGGGAGGUCCCGGACCAAGCGGAGCUGGGUGUGGAACCAGUUCUUUGUGCUGGAGGAAUACAUGGGCUCCGACCCCCUCUAUGUAGGAAAGCUCCACUCUGAUGUUGAUAAAGGAGAUGGUUCCAUCAAAUACAUCUUGUCAGGCGAAGGGGCAAGUUCCAUUUUCAUUAUUGAUGAGAACACGGGGGACAUCCAUGCUACCAAGAGACUGGACCGGGAGGAACAGGCCUACUACACGCUCCGAGCGCAAGCGCUGGACAGGCUCACCAACAAGCCCGUGGAGCCCGAGUCCGAGUUUGUUAUCAAAAUUCAGGACAUCAACGACAAUGAACCCAAAUUUCUGGAUGGCCCAUACACGGCAGGAGUUCCAGAAAUGUCUCCUGUCGGGACAUCAGUGGUGCAAGUAACAGCAACAGAUGCUGAUGACCCGACCUACGGAAACAGCGCUCGUGUUGUCUACAGCAUUCUCCAAGGGCAGCCCUACUUCUCGGUGGAGCCAAAGACAGGAGUCAUCAAGACUGCCCUUCCAAACAUGGAUAGAGAGGCUAAAGACCAGUAUUUGCUUGUCAUCCAGGCCAAGGAUAUGGUUGGUCAAAAUGGCGGGCUGUCAGGAACCACGUCAGUCACGGUGACCCUAACGGAUGUGAAUGAUAACCCACCUCGCUUUCCUCGAAGGUCUUAUCAGUAUAACGUUCCAGAAUCUUUGCCUGUUGCCUCAGUUGUGGCCAGAAUUAAAGCUGCAGAUGCUGACAUAGGUGUGAAUGCAGAAAUGGAGUACAAGAUACUGGAUGGUGAUGGGCUGGGGAUUUUCAAGAUAUCUGUUGACAAAGACACACAGGAAGGAAUAAUUACUAUACAAAAGGAACUGGACUUCGAAGCCAAAACAAGUUACACUCUACGCAUAGAGGCUGCAAAUAAAGAUGCUGACCCCCGCUUCCUCAGCUUGGGGCCGUUCAGUGACACGACCACCGUGAAGAUAAUUGUGGAAGAUGUGGACGAGCCCCCCGUGUUUUCUUCACCUUUGUAUCCCAUGGAGGUGUCAGAAGCUACACAAGUUGGGAACAUCAUUGGCACUGUUGCAGCUCAUGAUCCGGAUUCUUCUAACAGCCCUGUGAGAUAUUCAAUUGACAGAAACACAGAUUUGGAGAGAUAUUUCAAUAUUGAUGCCAAUAGUGGGGUUAUUACAACUGCCAAAUCAUUGGACCGAGAGACCAAUGCCAUUCACAACAUCACAGUCCUUGCCAUGGAGAGCCAGAAUCCGUCCCAGGUAGGAAGAGGCUAUGUGGCCAUCGCUAUACUUGACGUUAACGACAACGCCCCAGAAUUCGCUAUGGAUUAUGAAACUACGGUCUGUGAGAACGCGCAGCCGGGCCAGGUGAUCCAGAAAAUCAGUGCUGUGGAUAAAGACGAGCCCUCCAAUGGACAUCAGUUCUACUUCAGCUUGACACCGGACACGACCACCAGCCACAACUUUUCACUGAAGGACAACAAAGAUAACACAGCCUCCAUCCUCACCAGGAGACACGGCUUCCGGAGACAAGAGCAAUCCGUUUACUACCUGCCGGUUUUCAUUGUGGACAGUGGCUCUCCUUCGCUGAGCAGCACCAACACCCUGACCAUCCGCGUGUGUGAGUGCGACGCCGACGGCGCAGCCCAGACCUGCAACGCCGAGGCCUACGUGCUGCCCGCCGGCCUGAGCACCGGGGCGCUGGUCGCCAUCCUGGCCUGCGUGCUCACGCUCUUGGUGCUGGUCCUCCUCAUCGUCACGAUGCGCAGACGGAAGAAGGAGCCCCUCAUAUUGGACGAGGAGAGAGACAUCAGAGAGAACAUCGUCAGGUACGACGACGAGGGCGGGGGCGAGGAGGACACCGAGGCCUUCGACAUGGCUGCGCUGAGGAACCUCAACGUCAUCCGAGACGCCAAGACCCGCAGGGACGUGACGCCAGAGAUGCAGUUCCUAAGUCGGCCGACGUUUAAAAGCAUCCCGGACAACGUCAUCUUCAGGGAGUUCAUCUGGGAGAGGCUGAAAGAAGCCGACGUGGACCCCGGAGCCCCGCCCUACGACUCCUUGCAGACGUAUGCCUUUGAAGGCAACGGCUCAGUUGCGGAUUCGCUCAGUUCUCUAGAUUCCAUCAGCUCAAACUCUGAUCAGAAUUACGACUAUCUAAGUGAGUGGGGGCCCCGCUUUAAAAGACUGGCAGACAUGUACGGCAAUGGCCAGGAGAGCUUGCACUCAUAGCCCUGGACCCUUAGUUCACAAUGUACUGAAGAAAAUGGAACAGAAGAAAGGAAAGAGUGAAAA
Molecule: messenger RNA, 2795 nt
Organism: Jaculus jaculus (lesser Egyptian jerboa)
Lineage: Eukaryota; Metazoa; Chordata; Mammalia; Rodentia; Dipodidae
Gene: Cdh7
Product: cadherin 7
Exons: 12
Coding region: 375-2732 (785 amino acids)
Biological process (GO): calcium-dependent cell-cell adhesion; homophilic cell-cell adhesion; adherens junction organization
Cellular component (GO): plasma membrane; catenin complex; adherens junction
Molecular function (GO): calcium ion binding; cadherin binding
Source: RefSeq, a predicted model, not a curated record